UGUCACGUGACCUGGAGAGCGCUGAUCAUGUGACAGAGCUGACGGUUUUCCACACACUUUUUAACCGGCUGACCUGAUCCCGUCGGCCAGCUGGAGUUUGUCUCGUCGCUUCAGGAACAGCAGAGAAGAUGAGGCUGCUGGAGGACUCUCUGGGUCUCCUCCUGCUCUGGACGUGUCUGCAGUCCGCGGCGUCGAAGCCCUGCUCGUCGUUCUUCUGCCGGAAGGCUCCGCUGGUCAGCGGCCUGCAGGGAGUCGACCCCGGGUCCCCGCUGUUCCUCACGCCCUACCUGGAGAAAGGAGCCAUAGAUGAAGCCAGGAAGCUGAGUCUGGUGGGAAAGCUGCCAGGAGCCGACGUGAAGAGCCAUGCUGGAUACCUCACAGUCAACAAGAAGUACAACAGUAACCUCUUCUUCUGGUUCUUCCCCGCACUCACGGGGGAGGCGAAAGCUCCGGUCCUGCUCUGGCUGCAGGGUGGACCCGGUGGGACGUCUUUGUUCGGUCUCUUCGUGGAACAUGGACCUUAUGUGGUCUACAAGAACCUGACAGUUGGAUUGAGGGAUUAUGCCUGGACCAGCAGAUAUUCAGUUCUGUACAUUGAUAAUCCAGUUGGAACUGGCUUCAGCUUCACGGACGAUGACAAAGGGUUUGCUCAGAACCAGGAUGAUGUUGGCAGAGAUCUGUACAGUGCUUUGACACAGUUCUUCCAGAUCUUUCCUGAGUAUCAAUCCAAUGAUUUCUAUGCAACUGGAGAGUCAUACGCUGGGAAGUACGUUCCGGCUAUUUCUUAUUACAUCCAUAAAAACAACCCCAUAGCCAAGGUGAAGAUCAACUUUAAGGGCAUGGCGAUUGGCGACGGACUCUGUGAUCCAGAAGAGAUGCUGGGCGGCUAUGGCGAGUUCCUGUAUCAAACAGGAAUGAUCGACGAUUUCCAGAAACAAUACGUCAACAAGCAGACGGACCUCGGCGUUCAGCUCAUCCGGCAGCAGAAGUGGCUGGAGGCCUUUAAGGUGUUUGACAGUCUGCUGAAUGGUGAUGUGGAUCCGUAUCCGUCCUUCUUCCAGAACGCUACAGGCUGCACCAAUUACUACAACUACCUGAUGUGUCAGGAGCCUGAAGACCAGGAGUACUUCUCCCAGUUUGUCACGCUGCCGUGGGUGCGCCGGGCCAUCCACGUGGGAAACCUGACCUUCCACGACGGCUCCGAGGUGGAGAAGCACCUGACGGAGGACGUGAUGAAGAGCAUCAAGCCGUGGCUGGCCGUGCUGAUGGACAACUACAGGGUGUUGAUGUACAGCGGCCAGCUGGACGUGAUCGUCGCCGCGCCGCUGACGGAGAGGUUCCUGCUGACGGUCAACUGGACCGGGGCGGCCGAGUACAAAACGGCGCCCCGCUUCCACUGGAAGAUCCAGCCGGGAGACACGGAGGUGGCAGGAUACGUCAGACAAGUCAAGGAGUUCUACCAGGUCAUCAUACGAGGGGGCGGCCACAUCCUGCCUUACGACCAACCGGCCAGGUCCUUCGACAUGAUCGACAGAUUUUUGUCCACGCGGAGCUGGGUGUGAAACGCUGAUCAAACAUGUUGAUCCAUGAACUGAAAAUCAGCGUGGUUUUAUUUUUGUACACAUUUUGAGGCUGAUUUUUUUUUUUUUUUUUUUUUUUUUUUCCCCUCCUGAUCGGGACAGAUGAUUUCCAAAUGCACCGCGAAUGAAGACUUCAAUCUACAUUCUUUUUGGAGUAAAUCCAGAUCAAACAAGCAUACAUCGUUUGGAAUCACGCCAUUAUCAUUAACUAAACAGUCUGAUUAUAAGGUCAAUGGUACAUUUUACUGAAAUGCUUUUUUUCCUCUCUCUCUUGGGAUCUUGGGGUGUGUGUUUUGUACGUGCAUGAGGAAGAGAUGCAGACACAACCCUGUGGGUACAUGACUGUUGUGAUUUUAAAUUCAGUUUGGAUGGGGUAGUAUGGCUCUCAUCUCAAAUGGGCAAAUAAAAACAUGAAUAAAAUUAAAAAUAAUCUGUCAUGAAUACUGAAAACUAAAUCAGGUUGUCAUGCAUCUCCAACCAAGAUGGUUUCAUUGGUCAUUUGAGUUUGUUAAGAAGUUGUGAUCAGCCUCAGUCUAGAGAGGUUUCUUCUGUUGAGUCUUGGCUGGUGUCCUCUGAGGUGAAGGAGUCCUGCCGCUUCACUUUUAAUUCUCAGAGAUCUGCGUGAAUUUCUCUGUCGAUAACCUUUCUCCUCAUGCGAUGGGAAGACUCGGUCUUUACCGCAAUGGUUUGCAGAUGUCUGUGCUGGCAUCGGCCCUGCGGUUGCCGUGUUUAGUGCUUCAUGUUUUUGGAGCUCACCUUGUUGCCAUAUUGUUUGUGGAUUUCACUCCGAGUUGGACAGUUUCAGGGAAGUGAUGCACUCAUUAGUUUGUUUUUCUUUAAUGACACAAUGGGGGCGUCUCGGUGACAUAGUGGUUUAGUGCUGCUGCCUCGUCUGA
Molecule: messenger RNA, 2476 nt
Organism: Salarias fasciatus (jewelled blenny)
Lineage: Eukaryota; Metazoa; Chordata; Actinopteri; Blenniiformes; Blenniidae
Gene: cpvl
Product: carboxypeptidase vitellogenic like
Exons: 13
Coding region: 129-1562 (477 amino acids)
Biological process (GO): proteolysis
Molecular function (GO): serine-type carboxypeptidase activity
Source: RefSeq, a predicted model, not a curated record